GAAAUAAAAGAUAUUUUAAUAAUUUGAUUUGAUUAUAUUAAUGAGUUAGUUAUAUUAAGGGAGAAUGAAAUCAUCAAGUGGAGGAAGUAGUAGUACAACAACAAGUUGUCAAGAUUGUGGAAACAAAGCAAAAAGAGAUUGUGGGCAUAUGAGAUGUAGAACAUGUUGUAAGAGCCGAGGUUUUCAAUGUGCAACUCAUGUUAAAAGUACUUGGGUUCCUGUUGCUAGGAGACGUCAAAAACUUCAACAACAACAACAUCAUCAUCAUCAUCUUCUUUCUAACACUGUUGAUCAUCAAUAUCAUCAUCAAUACCAUCACCAUCAUCAUCUUACUCUUCCUCUUUCUCUUUCAAAUAUUCAUCAUCAUAACCCUACUUCUACUGGAGUAGAAGGAGCAAAUUUUCCGGCGGAGGUGAAUUCAUUGGCAACUUUCCGAUGUAUUCGGGUUAGCUCAGAGGAUAAUGUGGUGGAUCAAUAUGCUUAUCAAACUUCAAUUACAAUAGGAGGGCAUGUUUUCAAAGGCAUUCUCUAUGAUCAAGGUUUCACCACCGCGAGUCGCGGUGGUGAAACCUCAUCAGCCGCCACAAGUGACAACCAGCCGUUUAGUGUCGCCGCCACCAUGGCGGCCACACAAUCAAGUGGUGGUGGUGCAAACAUAGUUUACCACCCUCCUUCUCUAUAUUCUGCUCCUAGCUUCAAUGCUUUCUUGCCUGGUAUGCAGUUCUUCCCCCAUCCAAGGCCUUAAUUAAUAAUCAAUUAAGUAGUGUAAUUAAUUUAAUUAAAAUAAAAUUAGUCUUUUUGUUUUAAUUGAAUUGAAUUCUUCUCUAAUUGUGCAG
Messenger RNA from Amaranthus tricolor (Joseph's coat), 836 nucleotides. Its product is annotated as protein SHI RELATED SEQUENCE 1. The transcript is spliced from 2 exons. Gene Ontology annotation, cellular component: nucleus. The record is from RefSeq and is a predicted model, not a curated record. NCBI's taxonomy places the organism in Eukaryota, Viridiplantae, Streptophyta, Magnoliopsida, Caryophyllales, Amaranthaceae. The coding region runs from base 65 to 745 and encodes 226 amino acids. Gene Ontology annotation, molecular function: DNA binding; DNA-binding transcription factor activity. Gene Ontology annotation, biological process: positive regulation of DNA-templated transcription.